Molecule: messenger RNA, 1717 nt
Organism: Anguilla rostrata (American eel)
Lineage: Eukaryota; Metazoa; Chordata; Actinopteri; Anguilliformes; Anguillidae
Gene: cacul1
Product: CDK2 associated cullin domain 1
Exons: 9
Coding region: 180-1238 (352 amino acids)
Biological process (GO): positive regulation of protein kinase activity; G1/S transition of mitotic cell cycle; ubiquitin-dependent protein catabolic process
Molecular function (GO): protein kinase binding; ubiquitin protein ligase binding
Source: RefSeq, a predicted model, not a curated record
UCGUAAAAUUUAGUAAGAAUGCGGUAGUCUACUAUUCCCUGAUCAGUGGUUGAAAUCAGGAGGAAAAAAGAGCGAAUAUGACAGGUUGAAAAUGAAAGUAGCUCUGAGGUGAUAUCGCUGGACUUUAUUAUUAUUAUUAUUAUUAUUUUUUACCUAGUUCUUGGAAUUUAUCUGGCCUUAUGGAGGAGACUAUGGAAGAAGAUCGCUUCGAGAUUACUGAUGAUCACAACCAUAAUAACUGGGAGACGAGUGUAAAUACAUUGAGGUGCCCCGAAAAUAAUCUUUCAAAUGAGCCAAAACUCUUUCUGCGCUGCCCCGAACUUACAACACAACAUUCAUCACGCGAUUUGGAAGAAGUUCGUGAAAGAAAAGAGUCUGUGCACAGUUACUCGUCGGAAUCUAGCUGGGCCAGCGAUUCAGAUUGUGCUACCGCUUCUGUCCCUGGGAACACUACUCUUAACAUCAAUAACUCAGCUCCCAAGUUCUUGAUGAAUGUAAUGACUACAGAGGAUUAUAAAAGCACAUACUGGCCAAAACUGGAACAAGCCAUUGAUCAGCUAUUGACACAGAGCCCAGUGGACUACAUCCCAAUCUCCUAUGAGCAAAUAUAUAGCUGUGUGUAUAAAUGUGUCUGUCAGCAGCACUCGGAAAUGAUGUACGGUGAUUUAAAACAGAAAAUAACGGCUCAUUUGGAACAGGUCUCAGAAGAUUUGCAGGCUUGCCCAACAGACAAGUUUAUUGAAAAGUUUGACUCUGUUCUCACCCGGUACAUGGCAGCCCUGGAAAGCAUAGUGCCCAUAUUCAUAUAUAUGAACAAGUUUUACAUUGAAACAAAACUCAACCGAGAUCUGAGAGAUGACCUGGUCAGGCUGUUCACAGACAAUGUUGCAGAUAAACACGUGAACACAUUAAUGCCUCUCCUUCUAAAAGCCCAGUCCACACCUUUUCAAAUCACACCUUCCACCAUGGAAAGUGUAGUUAGGGGCCUCUACUCUCUCCGGCCAGACUGGGUACAGUUGGCUCCAGCUCUGUUCUCCAGCUUCAUUCCCCAGAUUCAUCCGCCAGUCCUUCAGUCUGAGCUCCAACACUACGCUGCUCAGGACCAGAAACUUCAAAUGGAGCUCAUCCAGAAUGGCUUUGCCAGGGGCGACCAAUCGCGCAAAAGGGCUGGUGAAGACCUGGCAAACAAUGUUCCCUCAUCUGCUCUUCCUUGGUCUACGUCCAGAAGCUGCAGAUAGAAGAAUUGGAAAUUCUGAUUUUUUUUUAUUUUUUAUGAAGGGACCUUCAAAUGCUGAAAUUGUGGGCAAAUUAAUCCAACACCAAACUGUUGAGGAAGCUGUAGUUUGGCACAGAUACCGUAUCACAUGAUGGAAGUUACUGUGUAAAAUAGAAAGUUUCUAAAGCUUUAAGUCAUGUUAAAGCACAAUGUGAGUCAAGAGCAGUCAUAGUCUCUAGCAAAUGAGGGUGAUUGUCAUGGUCCCCUCAUUUAAUGGUGUAAAUACUGACUUUUUGCAGUAUUUAACAGGUGACUGUUAUUUUACCAGGUUUUUAAAAAAUAUGAUUUUUCUCAAAUGAACAGCUUUGUUGCUAUGAAAAAGUACAGAAUUCCUCUGAUGGGGAAGAAGUGCCUCUGUGUGUCCUGUGAUCAAUCCAUUUAUCUGAAAUGAUUUUUCAUUUUUUGUGACACUGGUAAAUAAAAAUUUCUGUCUAUGCUGAA